UCCAUACCACUCCUUCCCUCCUCUUCCUCUCUCGAUCGCAAGAGAUAUCCUACGGAGAUCGGGUAGGGUUAGGGUUAGGGUUGGGACGUCGUCGGAGAAGCUCUCGGCGGCGGCAAUGGCUUCGAGGGAGGUGAGGGCGGAGAAGGUGCGACGUAUAUUUGAUCGCUUCGAUGUCAACCGUGAUGGUGGGCUCGACCGGGCUGAGAUGGCGGCGCUGGUGAUCGCCGUGAAUCCUCGCGUGAAGUUUAGCGACGAACAGAUCUCCGCCAUCCUUGACGAGGUAUUUCGCACCUACUCCGACUUCAUCCUCCCGCACGACCGUGGCCUGUCCUUCGACGGCCUCCUCCGGACCUACGACGAUGGCGCUGGUGACGUUGAUCGGGACUUCGAUGCCCUCGGCCUCAACCUCCCUUCUUCACCUUCGCCUUCAGAAUUGCCGUCGAAGGAGGAGGUGGCGGCGUUGCCGCCGCCGGCUCCGAAGUCGUCGGCUGCGUGGGCGGCCACGCCGAACCACGGCAUCGCUUUCGAAUCCACUUGGUCUCUCAUCGACGACCUUGAGAUCCUCAUCAAGCGCCUCCGGUCGAAGCAAAUCAAGAGCAGCACCGAUAACAACAAUAACAACAACUUCGAUUCGUACUCCGACGCCGGGUGGUCGCGGGAGAUCGGUGGAACGGACCUCUCGGAUCGACGGAUCCACUGGGAUGAUUCCACGCCGGAGUAUGCAACUUUUGUCCGCGAGCUCACUGCUCUGCGCGCCCGCGCCGACGGCGCGCGAGCUAGGGAGGAGGCCUUUGAUGGGCAUAUGGCUAUCGGCCGUGGGCUCUACGAGCACCAGCUUUUCCGCGAGUCUCUCAAUAGCUUCAAACGCGCGUGCGAGCUCCAGCCCACCGACGUCCGCCCCCAUUUCCGAGCCGGCAACGCUCUCUACGCUCUCGGGAAGUAUCCAGAGGCGAAAGAGGAGUUUUUGCUCGCAUUAGAAGCUGCGGAGGCGAGCGGGAACCAGUGGGCUUAUCUCCUUCCCCAAAUCCAUGUCAAUCUUGGAAUUUCAAUGGAAGGCGAAGGGAUGGUUCUCGGUGCUUGCGAGCAUUACCGUGAGGCUGCCAUUCUAUUCCCGAGCCACUUCCGGGCUUUGAAGCUUCUUGGAAGCGCCCUCUUUGGUGUUGGUGAGUAUCGGGCAGCUGAGAAGGCCCUGGAAGAAGCUAUCUUUUUGAGAGCAGACUAUGCGGAUGCACAUUGUGAUUUAGGAUCGGUGUUGCAUGCCAUGGGGGAGGAUGAUAGAGCUGUGCAGGAAUUUCAGAAGGCUAUCGACUUGAAGCCAGGGCAUGCUGAUGCCUUGUAUAAUCUCGGAGGCUUGUUUAUGGAUGCUGGCCGGUAUCAAAGAGCUUCUGAGAUGUAUACUAGGGUCUUGGCUGUCCGGCCAAACCAUUGGCGUGCACAGUUAAACAAGGCUGUUGCAUUGUUGGGCGCAAGGGAAUCAGAGGAGGCAAAGAAAGCUCUGAAAGAGGCAUUCAAAAUGACAAAAAGAGUGGAGGUCUAUGAUGCCAUUGCUCAUCUCAAGAUGCUUCAGAAGAAAAAGAAGAAGGUGACAAAAGGGGCUGGUGGUGAUGGGGAGGAGUUUGUUAUUGUUGAGCCAUCCAAAUUUAAGAGAGUGGGAAGGAAGACAACUCUGAGGGUAGAUUUGGCAAAUGCAUUGGAGAUCAGGGCUUUCCAAAGGCUCACGAGAUUGAGUCGCUGUGAUGCAGAUGUCUUGAAGAAAGAAAUGAGCGAGACAGAUGUCCCUAUAUCUUAUUCUGGUAAUGGUAUUCCUGAGAAAUCGAUUCGCAAGGCUGCCUUAGAAGUGAUUCUUCGGAGGAUGUUGAAGUUUCUCAAAGCUGAGACAUUCCAGGGAGCAAUGAAAGCGAUCAAUGAGAGGGUCCUCUCUGUCUUGGAUGUGUCUGGCUCAGGACGAGUGGAUUUAGGCAUGUUUUUUGCUAUUCUUGCUCCCAUUUGUUCAGGUCCUACUGACAGGCGGAAGAGAGUGGCCUUUGAUGCAUUAUUAUGGAGGCCUAACAAUGAAGGUGGGGCUCAGAUAAGAAGAAGUGAUGCACUUGCAUAUCUUAAGCUAUUAAGAGCUGCUUAUAUCCCUUCUCAUAGCACCAGUGAUGAAUUGCAUGGAGAAACUGAUAAUUCAGUUGUCUCAUAUGCUGAGUUUCUUGAGAUGUUUAAUGACCCAGAUUGGGGCUUUGGCAUAUUAGCCACAUUGGCAAAACUUGAAGCUGGGGAUCGGGUGCGCCAUGGCCGGCAUACGUGUUCAAUAUGCCGAUAUCCAAUUAUAGGAUCACGAUUCAAGGAGACCAAGAACAGUUUUAGCCUGUGCAAUCGUUGCUACAGCGAAGGCAAAGUGCCGUCUGCUUUUAAGCAGGAGGAGUACAAGUUCAUAGAAUAUGGAACAGAGAGUGAAGCUCUGAAAGAUAAGUGCAGCUGCUUUAAUUUGCAUUCAAAGAGCUUGGAAAAUGAUCCUUAGCUAGUUAAAUGACCUGCAUAUGUCCAAGUUGUUAAAGGUCCAAUCAUGUGCCUCAUGUUAUACAUAUUUGUUUUUGCCAUGUAUUAUUAGUAGCUCUUGUCCUUGUAAACUACUUCUGUAGAUCCUCUUGCUGUUUAAUGUCUAGUCCAACUUGUGUAGUUUCAUCCAUUGUUUGUUAGUGCUUCACUGGUGGCAAUAUUAUGAAAGAGCUUUUCUCUAUUUGUUGUAAUCCCUAGAGCCUUCUUUAGGCCAACGUGAUUAACCUAGUCAAGAAUUGUAGAUUAUAUAUGAUGCAACGGACUUUGUUUUCUA
Molecule: messenger RNA, 2815 nt
Organism: Dioscorea cayenensis subsp. rotundata (Guinea yam)
Lineage: Eukaryota; Viridiplantae; Streptophyta; Magnoliopsida; Dioscoreales; Dioscoreaceae
Exons: 1
Coding region: 116-2503 (795 amino acids)
Cellular component (GO): plasma membrane
Molecular function (GO): calcium ion binding; protein binding
Source: RefSeq, a predicted model, not a curated record